UUGCUGACAUUAACAGCUGCCUGAUCGCCUGGGCUGGAAGACAGAGCCUGAGAGAGAGAGAGAGAGUUAGAGAGAGAGAGAGAGUUAGAGAGAGAGAGAGUUAGAGAGAGAGAGAGAGAGAGAGAGAGAGAGAGAGAGAGAGAGAGAGAGAGAGAGAGAGAGAGAGAGAGAGAGAGAGAGAGAGGGAGCAAGUGAAAGAGAGUGGGGCCAGAUGUAAACAGAGAGAGCGGAGCCAGACAGAGACUGAGAGAGCUACGCCAGAUGUAAACAGAGAGAGAGCAGCAGUGUCUCUAUGGGUUGUGCUCUGAGUGUGGACUGGUGUGCUAAGGACCAGACAGCCCUGGAGCUGAGGCCGGGGCCCCCAAGACACGGCCCCCAGGGCAGGGCCCCGAAACACUACCCCCAGGGCAGGGGAACCAUGAGGCAGACCAAGGUGGGGAAAGGGGAGCCACAUGCCUUCAAGGAGAAGACCUUUAAGAAGAGGCGUCAGUGUUGUGUGUGUCGGCAGAGUGUGGACAAUGUGGGCUCCUUCUGCAGAGUGUGUAAAACAGCCACCCACAGAAAAUGUGAAGCUAAGGUGACUACAACAUGUAUCCCUCCUUCCUCCGAUCUGCAGCGUAAAGGCACAGCUACAUCCAGACACAUCCAGCACCUGGGCUCCACCAAAUCUCUGACCUACACCAAGCAGAGGAGCACUCUGCCCAGGAGCUUCAGUGUGGACAGAGUGAUGGAUCGUGUGAUGGAGAGCCACUAUGACUUUGACCUGACCUACGUCACAGAGAGGAUCAUCUCUGUGUUCUUCCCCCCGCUGCUGGAGGAGCAGCGUUACCGUGCCAACCUGAAGGAGGUCGCUGCCAUGCUCAAGUCCAAACACCAGGACAAGUUCCUGCUGCUCAACCUGUCUGAGAGGAGACAUGACAUCGCACGCCUCUACCCUAAGGUGCGAGACUUGGGCUGGCCUGACCUGCACGCGCCCCCCCUGGAUAAGAUCUGUGCCAUGUGCAAGGCCAUGGAGGGCUGGAUGGCCUCCGACUCCCAGAGAGUGGUGGUCCUUCACUGCAAGGGUAACAAGGGUAAAACAGGAGUGAUCAUGGCUGCCUACAUGCACUACAGCAAGAUCUCAGCAGGUGCAGACCAGGCCCUCAGUACUCUAGCCAUGAGAAAGUUCUGUGAAGACAAGAUUUCUUCAUCCCUCCAGCCCUCCCAGAACAGGUAUAUCUACUACUUUGGGGGGCUGCUGUCAGGAGCCAUUAAGAUGAACAGCAGUCCUCUGUUCCUGCACCAGGUCCUCAUCCCCACCCUGCCCAGCUACCAAGCACACAGAGGAUUCUUCCCUUUCAUGAAGAUAUACCAGGCCAUGCAGCUGGUCUACACCUCUGGCAUCUAUGAUCUACAGGGUUCGGGAGGAAGGAGGUUGUGUGUGACCAUUGAGCCAGCUCUGCUGUUGAAGGGUGACAUCAUGGUGAAGUGUUACCAGCGUGUGCCCCAGCGUGCCGAGAGGGAGCCGGUGUUCCGGCUGCAGUUCCACACCUGCACCAUCCACGGAGCCCAGCUGUGGUUUGGCAAGGGGGAGCUGGACCUAGCCUGCUCAGAUGAGCGAUUUCCGUCUGACGCCACCGUAGAGUUUGUCUUCUCGUCUGGGCCAGAGAAGAUCAAAGGUCGGGAGUAUAUGAGGAAUGACCCAGCUGUGACAGUGGACUACAACACUGCAGACCCUGUCGUUCGCUGGGACUCCUACGAGAACUUCAACCAACGCUACCAGGACAGCCUGGAGGACAUCGCCCACACCAGGGGUCCUGUAGAUGGGAGUCUCUAUGCCCAGAUCAAGAAGAGGCGUGGCCAAGCCUCCACCAAUGGCAGCCCAGAAGGCUUCGGCAACGAACGGCCAAGUCGCUUCCUCCCUACCAGCUCUGACUCCACCCACUCUGCUCACUCCAGCCAACCAUGUGGCCUGUCCGAGCGUCGGGAUGAGCCGAUUGGUCCUCCGCCUCCCACGCGUCAGGAGAGGGAGGAGCUAGACCGUCUGCUGGGGGGCAUGGAGGGGCAGGGCGGGGAGAGGGAGACAGCCAUCUUGGACGACGGUGACUCCUCCCCCUCCGAGCUGGAGAGGGGUGGCGGGGGGUUGGGCCGGUCCUGCUCCUGUCGCCACGACUACCGCUCCCAGCGCUGUGACCACACCCGGCUCACACUCAAUGGAGUCCUGCCACCUGGCCCCACCAGCCCCGCCCCCUCACACCUGGACCUGUGUCAACACUACCCCCCCGCCCAGGUCCUUCCCCCCCCUGACCUGCUGUGGGGACGCCAGACCCCGCAUCAAUUCCUGCCAUGCCCCUUGUCCACGCCCCCUCGCCCACUUGCCCCCCCUCAGGAGGCCAGCCCUCAGGACUGCCCCCCCCAGCCUCCCCCCGGCCCCUACCCAGAGCUGCUGCUGGACGGCCCGCCCUCUGGCUGCAUCUGCCGGGAUUGCAGCCUGCGACAUCAAGAUUCAGCCUAUCACGGUUUGCGGUGGGAAGAUUCCGCCUAUCACGACCUUCGGCGGGAAGAAUCCGCCUAUCACGGCCUUCGGCGGGAAGAUUCAGCCUAUCACGGCCUUCGGCGGGAAGAUUCAGCCUAUCAUGGCCUUCGGCGCGAAGAUUCAGCUUGUCACGGUUUGCAGCGGGAAGAUUCGGCCUAUCACGGCCUUCGGCGGGAAGAUUCAACCUAUCACGGCCUUCGGCGGGAAGAUUCAGCCUAUCUCAGCUUGCAGCGGGAAGAUCCGGCCUAUCACGGCCUGCGUCUGGACCGGGGGGAGGGGUUCCAUUGGGACCGGGCAUCGGAGCUCCAGCAGCGUGAUGGAGGUCUGCGCCGGGGCCGGGGGGGGGAGCUACACUGGGAGAGGCGGGGCCGGGACAUGACCCUCCAAUGGGAGAGAGAGGCGGAGCUACAGUGGGAAAGGGAGGCAGAUUUCUGGCACCGUAGGGCCACCCUCUCUUCCUACACGCCCCAAGUUCAUGACCUCCCAGCCUUCACCUUUGACCCUCUGCCCUUGGGACACCCAGCCUAUCCGGAAGGCAGUCGUUCCCACGGCCAUGCCCCCCUGGAGGGGAGGUACCAGCCCCGCCCCCCCUGCUCCUGCUCGGCCUAUCAGCCAUCUCCCUCUGAGAGCCGGGGUUAUGGGUCUGGCUGCCAGUCAGAGACCCCCUCCCCUCUGCCACCUCCCGGAGCCUGCACACACACUGAGGUGUGUAGUUCAGGAGACAGUGUGGGCUGGCGGGACCACAUCUCCCAGAAUUCCAUGCGGCAGCUGCAGAGAGACGCCCACCAGCCGCCAUGCUCCACGCCCUCUGACCUCACCGGCCCGCCCACUCCUGUCCACACCAGCAGCCCACAACGCACACUGGAGAGCCUCAGAAUCACCAACAUCAACAGCGACUACGAGUCUGGCCAAUCACAGGACAGAGCUUACCCCAAUGGGUCAGACACACACUCCAGAACCCCCACCCCUUCACACACACACUCACCCACCCCCUCCUCACACACACCCCCAGCCCCCCCUCAUGCUGGGAACCACUGGUCUACUCCUGCUCAGACCCUGACCCUGACCUCUGACCCUACUCACACCACCCCCAACCUGUCCAGCCACCUCAAAAUCCAUCCCCAGCCGCAACCCCAAAUCCAGACCCAGCCCCAGAUCCAGCCCCAGACCCAGCCGCAACCCCAACCCCAGAUCCAGCCCCUGACCCAGCCGCAACCCCAGAUCCAGCCCCUGACCCAGCCGCAACCCCAACCCCAGAUCCAGCCCCUGACCCAGCCCCCUUCCCCAACCAUGCCCAGUCCUGCCCAGCCCAAUGGAGCCUCUCCUCCCCCUCACAGAGAGCUGACCCCAGAGACCUCCUCCUCCCCCCUGCCUCCCUCCUCCAACACCCCCAUUCCAGGCUUUGCUACCCAGGGCCGAAGGCUAAUGCUGGCCAGCCCUGAACCCUACUGCCCCCCUCCUCACCCUGAACCCUACUGCCCCCCUCCUGAUGGCUCCUCUGGCUACGCUGGCGUCCUCGUCCCCAAGCCCGCCGGCCCCCAGCCCGCCGGCCCCCAGCCCGCCGGUCCCCAGCCCGCCGGCCCCCAGCCCGCCGGCCCCCAGCCCGCCGGCCCCCAGCCCGCCGGCCUCCAGCCCGCCGGCUCCCAGCCCCCUCUCCCAGAGAAGCGUCGUCUGCCGUCCCAGCCCGGCUCCGGACACGCCCCCAUGCAGCACCAUGUGACCUUUUGCCCCACGGUGGGGGGCGAUGUAGGGGGCGGUGUGGGGGGUGGUGUGGUCGCCCUUGAGAUUCCUCCAGAGGGGGAGGUGUUCAGCAGGGGAGGGGUGAAGGUCGUCCAGGACAGUUCCCGCUUCUGGUACAAGCCUGGAAUCUCCAGAGACCAAGCCAUUGCGGUGCUGAAGGAGCGAGAGCCAGGUUCGUUCCUGAUCAGAGACAGCAGCUCCUUCCAGGGAGCCUACGGCCUCGCCCUCAGGGUGGCCACGCCCCCAGCAGGCUUCAACCACAGCAGCAAGGACCCACUGGAGCAGCUGGUGAGGCACUUCCUGGUUGAGACGGGGCCAAGAGGAGUCAAGAUCAAAGGCUGUCAGAACGAGCCUCACUUUGGGAGUCUGUCAGCUCUGGUGUACCAACACUCCAUCACCCCCAUUUCUCUGCCCUGCUGCCUGACCAUCCCUGACCAAGACUCUCUGGGGGAGCAGGUGGAGCAGCCCCCCAGCAACAUGAGCACAGCUGCAGACCUGCUCAGACAGGGAGCUGCCUGUAAUGUCCUCUACUUGAGUUCCGUGGAGACGGAGUCCCUGACCGGCCCCCAGGCCAUCGCCAAGGCAACCGGUGCCACACUGGGGCGGAGUCCUGCGGCAACAGUCGUCAACUUCAAGGUGUCAUCCCAAGGCAUCACUUUGACAGACAGCCAGCGCAGGGUAUUCUUCAGGAGACACUAUCCUGUCGGCAGUGUGACCUUCAGCAGCGUUGAUCCACAGGACAGGAGAUGGAAUAACUCUGACAGUACCACCUCUAAGGUGUUUGGCUUUGUGGCCAGGAAGCCGGGCAGCCUAGCGGAGAACGUGUGUCACCUGUUUGCAGAGCUGGACCCUGAGCAGCCGGCCGGUGCCAUCGUCAACUUCAUCAACAAGGUCCUGUUGGGUUCCCAGCAACGCCGAUAGACCACCGGGAUCACCAUGGAGACCACACCCCCUUGAGAUCACCAGAGACCACAAACCAUCCAUCCUGUCAUUCUGUCCACCACAACCGUUCCUUCCUCAAUCUUUACACACACUCACCAGCUGUAUAUACUCACACAAAGACUCACCUGUGUAAUGUGUUUAUACUGAUGCCGUCGUUGUCGUAACAUUUCAAGUGCCUCAGUGGCUGUAGCUUUGACAUCCUGUAGUUGCAUCACACCUUCACACCUAGCUCACCUGGACCAGCUCCUAGCUCACCUGGAGCAACAGGAGUUACUAGCCUAGCUCACCUGGAGCAGCAGGAGUUACUAGCCUAGCUCACCUGGAGCAACAGGAGUUACUAGCCUAGCUCACCUGGAGCAGCAGGAGUUACUAGCCUAGCUCACCUGGAGCAGCAGGAGUUACUAGCCUAGCUCACCUGGAGCAGCAGGAGUUACUAUCUCUGAUACUGCCAGUAUGACACGACAGCAUUCAGAGAUAAUUUAACCAGAUGUUGUUCUUGACUCUCAGUUGAGCUCUAACAGCUUGUAUUUGUAGGAUUAGGGUUAGGUGUUUAUUUAUACAGACAUAGUUGUAGAGACAGUGAAACGGGGAUAUAGAGAGGGGAGGAUGUACAGAUAAUGACCCAGGCCAGAAUUGAACCUGAGCCUCUGCAUUGUGGCCUUAGUGGCAGCUGUCCUAUUGUCAUGGACACAGAACUGUCCAGUAGGGUCCAGGCAGAUGUCUGAGUGGAUGUGCCGAGCAACGUCACGUAGAGUGUGUAUGACAGGAAGUGUACGUAGUGUGUGUGUGUGUGUGUGUGUGUGAUGACAGAGGGUUAUGUGCCUGUUGAAAGGUAUGCUGGGGGUUUUGAUGGUCAGGUGGUUUCAGUUUUGAUGAUUGUACCCGGCAUUCUCCAGGACACAGUAAGACUCAAAACCCAGUAUCUUUAAACCCUGUAUCACUAAAACUGAAUGAUGGUAUCUCUUACCCUUUAUGACAGUAUAUAAUUUCCAGGUGUAUAGCAUCCUAUCCAAGUCUGUUUCACAAAGUCUAGUAUCCACCAGAGCUCCAACAUUAUAACAGAUCACACAUCACAGUGAUUAUAACAGAUCACACAUCGCAGUGAUUAUAACAGAUCACACAUCGCAGUGAUUAUAACAGAUCACACAUCGCAGUGAUUAUAACAGAUCACACAUCGCAGUGAUUAUAACAGAUCA
Messenger RNA from Osmerus eperlanus (European smelt), 6393 nucleotides. RefSeq names its product tensin 2a (gene tns2a). Bases 293 to 5176 code for a protein of 1627 amino acids. The transcript has 30 exons. Gene Ontology annotation, cellular component: focal adhesion. The record is from RefSeq and is a predicted model, not a curated record. Gene Ontology annotation, biological process: peptidyl-tyrosine dephosphorylation. NCBI's taxonomy places the organism in Eukaryota, Metazoa, Chordata, Actinopteri, Osmeriformes, Osmeridae. Gene Ontology annotation, molecular function: protein binding; protein tyrosine phosphatase activity.